AUGCAAGUUCAUAAAGUAGAAUUAGAGAGACAAAAAUUUGAUAAUCUGCCACUGAUUUCAUGGCGUAAACGUGCCGGGGUGAACACUGUGUCUAGUGAAAAGCACACAACAAAAAAGAAUAUCAUUGAACAAGCAAAAGGCAGCAAGCACAUCACAUUUCCAAUAUUUAAUGCUGCACAUUCUCUCCCCGCUUUUUAUUAA
Clunio marinus is the source of this 201-nucleotide messenger RNA. The record is from the annotation of a GenBank genome assembly. NCBI's taxonomy places the organism in Eukaryota, Metazoa, Arthropoda, Insecta, Diptera, Chironomidae.